Molecule: messenger RNA, 2421 nt
Organism: Pseudocercospora fijiensis CIRAD86
Lineage: Eukaryota; Fungi; Ascomycota; Dothideomycetes; Mycosphaerellales; Mycosphaerellaceae
Exons: 19
Coding region: 1-2421 (806 amino acids)
Source: RefSeq, a predicted model, not a curated record
AUGGUGGGAUUUUCGCUCUACGAACAGGUAGCUGCAGCGCAGCGAACGAGCGCGCUCUGUGUCUCUCCCAUUGACCAAGCUCUUUGUCGCCCCAUAUUUUCAUAUCCAGACGCUUCCACGAUAGCCAGAACACCAUCCCACAUCGUAUCCACGCACCCAUCGCCUGUUUCUGACCGUGUGUCGAGUCUCAUCUGCAGCCCACCGACGCCACGAAUCGACGCCAUGUCUAGCCCAGGCUGGAUCCGAGACAUGCAGGUGAUGGAGAAAUGCCUGAUGGACGAGAGUGAGGACGAAAUCGAGGCGAGAACAUGCGUCCGAGGUGCCUGGAUGCUGAUAUUCAUCGUAAUCGUCUCGAUGGUCGACAACAUUUUCCGCCGACCCGAGCUCCUACGCGGUGACCAGCACAUCAUCAGCAACGCCUACCAUAGCGGAUGCAUUCUCAUGUCGCCCUGGCGCUCUCCAAGACAUUGCAGGCCUGCUGCCGACACGCCGAUGGAACGUCCCGCCAAGAGCUCCUGGUGUUCGCGGCACACAAUGCUGUCGAUGGCGCUGGGCAUAGAGAGAGGAUCACAGGAAGGCGAUUCGGCGUUCCUUGGCUGGGAUGAGCCGGAAGCACCCGACCCGCAGCUUGGCAUUUUGCUCUUUGCACGUCCACGUCCUGAUGCCAAACUCGCAGGCGCCUGCAAUGCCAGUAUGCAUUGCACCACCACAUCUUCCUUCACGACUCCAUCUCUGGAAAACCCAUCCUGCAUAUCUCUCCGCGCAGCUGCUCUCCCAAUACGCAACGCAGCUUGCCCAAAGUGGCGGAUGUCUGCAUCGCCAUAUCUCCAGAACAGCGUCCCACAAGGCCAACGACCAGUCAAAUCUGUAGAAUCCCCUCUCUCCGCCUGUCAUUCCACGCUCUUCCUUAGCUUACCUGCCAAUCCAUCCAGCGGGAUCACAAGCCUUCCCAUUGCACUUGGUGCCAAAAGAUGUUUGCAUGGAAGCGUGGCCGGAACGGCCAAACUCUGCAUGAGCAUCGGGCUUGACAGAGCAAUUCAACCUGAAUGCUUCCCCAGUUCUUCAAACAUCCCCAACGGACGGAGAAGAGCUGGUGAACCCGAUUAUAACAACUCACGCUUGAUAAUUGAUAAAGACGGGAGUCAUUCGAGAUGGACGUGCCUUGGUGACCAGCUGUCUGGCCUAGAAAGAAAUGAUCCUCGCAGGGUUGAUCCGAUUAUGGAAUCCUCCGCCGCAACGAAGACAGCCGCGGCCGUGCUAGAAAACGUGUUCUUCAGCCCAGCAGGACCACUCCGGAUUCCACGAGAGUUGAGGACAAACCACUCACUGGCAAGCCAAGAGCGACGCAUCAAACUGAUCAAGCACAGCGUCGAGUGCUCCAGGAAUCACCAAUAUUUCACCUUCCACCAACGCCUUGACGAGCAGGUCCUGGGCUUGAAAUCCCUGGGAUCGCAUGGAGGUGAUUCCGAUGGUGUGGAUAGUCAGGUAGCCAUGCCGGUCGCCGACGCCAGAAUCAGGAUUGCCGUCUACACUGCCUUUGUCGCCGUCUCCCAGCAUACGAUUGCCGCCUGCAGUCUGGCCAUUGAAGCUCGAUUAUGUCAAUUCCCGUCUGGAGUCUGGCCAUUGAUGCUCGCUUAUGCCGUAGCUGCUGUUGUCGUUGUCUCCCAGCACAGGAUUGCUGUCUGCGGCUUAGGCGGCAGUGGUAAGCAUUAUGUUGUCGUUGGCGACUCUCCUAUCAUCAUCUCCGGCCAUCUCAUCUACAUCUUGAAACAUGGGAAAGGUGAGAACUUGACCUUCGCCUACAGCAAAGCACUUUGGCCACUGCCCGCAUUGGUGUUGAGCAAGCCCAGUAAACCUAUACCCCUACCCUCGAAAGCAUGGAUACUUCCAGCGAGAGGAGCGUCUCUGCCUCUUCACAUCAAGUUGGAAGCUGUCCGCAGCCGUUCCAGGCCUGGGAGCUUGUUCAUCAGCCACAUGUCCGUUUCAGAGCGGUAUGCCUCGAAGCCAGGACUCGAAGCUCGGCAACAUGCCGCUUCCCGUGUGCGCGAUGCGACGUGCACGCUACACGCAUGCAUGUCACCUGGCCGUGCUUGCUCUUGCGCUCUCUUCUCGUUGCUUGCUCCUAACAAGCGCGGGAUUGUGAAGCGCCCAUAUGAAGGGUGCUCGCCUGCUGCCAUGCGUGCUCCUCGCGGGACUGUGAAGCGCCCACAUGAAGGAUGCUCGCCAACAGCCAUGCUUGCUCCUCGCGGGAUUUCUUCUCCUGUCAGCCAACACCAGACGCGCAUUAUGGUUAUGACCAGCAUAAACCCGCCAACCAUCACCCUUCGUUAUUGCGCCACACUUUCAGGGGUCGACUUCUCCGCCUGUCAUUGCAUGGGUGAUUCAUCCGCGCAGAUCGCUGAAGACUCGGCCGCGCAUUGA